Messenger RNA from Clupea harengus (Atlantic herring), 536 nucleotides. RefSeq names its product TEN1 subunit of CST complex (gene ten1). Gene Ontology annotation, cellular component: CST complex. Gene Ontology annotation, biological process: negative regulation of telomere maintenance via telomerase. Lineage: Eukaryota; Metazoa; Chordata; Actinopteri; Clupeiformes; Clupeidae. The record is from RefSeq and is a predicted model, not a curated record. Gene Ontology annotation, molecular function: telomeric repeat DNA binding; telomerase inhibitor activity; single-stranded DNA binding.
GUCGAGGGGAUAUAAGAGUAAUAACUACCGUGUUAAUUCAGCAAUGCUUCCUGCCACUGCGGUUUAUCAUUUUCCUUGGGAACUUAAACCAAGUGCCAUUGCAGACGGAACAUCUGUACGUACGUUUGGAAGGUUGACUUGUUACCGACCAGAGGACUCAACGGCCAUUCUGUCCUCACAUCACGCCUCUAUAAAGUACCAAGUCAGCGUUCAAACGUCAUGUGUUGAGCCGUUCAACCCCUUAUGUGGAGCUCUGUAUAUUGUCUUGGGAGAGAUUGAAAACACAGAAGAGGGAAGCGGUGUGAUGCUGCGAGCCAGAGUGAUGAACUGUGUGGAUGGGGUGGACUUAGCCCUGUUGCAGAAAGCCAUCAACGAGCAAAGAAGCUUCUUCCAAAAGAGUGAGGAUAACAAGGGAAGCACUUCAGGUUGACACGGACUGAAACUACAAAUAAUAAUGCACAAACAGACAAACACCUACAUGACUGGAUGAAAUGGCGAAUGUGAGACUUGUAACAGGGUUUUUGUGGCACAUUAAA